GUCUGAUCAUUCCCGUCAAUGAUUCUACUGUCACAGAGUUUGUCUUCCUGGGUCAUUCCAAUUCUCGGCCAAUCCAGCUUCUUCUCUUUGUAUUGGCCUUGGCUGCUUAUACAACAUGCCUAAUGGGCAACCUUUUCAUUGUAGUUACAGUACAUGGAGAACCCCACCUCUAUCAGUCACCCAUGUACUUCUUCUUGGCCAACUUGUCUAUGUUUGAUAUCUUUUUGAGCUCACUGGCUACACCCAAGCUUUUAACAGAUUUAGUGACCUGUAGCAGGACCAUCAGCUUUAUGGGCUGUAUGAUCCAAAUCUUCUUUAUCCACUUCAUUGGGGGCUCUGAGAUGCUCCUUGUAACCCUCAUGGCUUAUGAUCGUUACAUGGCCAUCUGCCACCCUUUGACAUACAUGGCCAGUAUGAACCGUCCAUGUUGCAUCAAACUUCUUACCUCCUGUUGGGCUGGAGGCCUCAUUCACACCACCACCCAGAUGGUUUUGCUUCUCCGGCUCCCAUUCUGUGGUCCAAACACACUGGACAAUUUUCACUGUGACCUCCCACAGGUGAUUAAGCUGGCUUGUGUAGACACUUAUAUCACUGAGCUGCUUGUUGUGGCCAAUAGUGGCCUACUUUCCCUUGUAUGCUUUCUUGCCUUGCUUGUUUCCUAUGGUAUCAUUGUUGGCAGCCUUCAAGGCCACUUCAGAGAGAGUGGAGGCAAAGCCCUGGCCACCUGCAGCUCCCACCUAAUUGUGGUUUUCAUCAGCUUUGUGCCCUGCAUCUUUGUUUAUUUAGUGCCUUUCUCCAGGUCUCACAUGGACAAGGUGGCUUCUGUGUUCUACACACUAAUCGUACCUUCCCUCAACCCAAUCAUAUAUACCCUGAGGAACCGAGACAUGAGUAAUGCAAUGGGGAGGUUAAAGAAGAGGUGUCUUUUCUUACAUUUUUCUCGGAAAGUGGAGCAACCAUGA
This is a messenger RNA of Python bivittatus (Burmese python), 962 nucleotides long. Its product is annotated as olfactory receptor 4Q3-like. Gene Ontology annotation, cellular component: membrane. Lineage: Eukaryota; Metazoa; Chordata; Lepidosauria; Squamata; Pythonidae. The record is from RefSeq and is a predicted model, not a curated record. Gene Ontology annotation, molecular function: G protein-coupled receptor activity; olfactory receptor activity. Gene Ontology annotation, biological process: G protein-coupled receptor signaling pathway.